Diaporthe batatas is the source of this 903-nucleotide messenger RNA. RefSeq lists its product as uncharacterized. The transcript has a single exon. The coding region runs from base 1 to 903 and encodes 300 amino acids. The record is from RefSeq and is a predicted model, not a curated record. Lineage: Eukaryota; Fungi; Ascomycota; Sordariomycetes; Diaporthales; Diaporthaceae.
AUGCCUCAUACCGGCAGUCAGUGGACCUUUGUGCUCGCCGUCACCGCAAUUUUUCUCAGCGUCGUGGUCACGCUGCAGAUUCUGUCAUCCUACGGCAAGGCCUCCCUCGCGGCACCAGCCGAGAUCCUCACCUUUAUCGAUGCCGUCGACUCCUCAGUCGAGGAGAACGAGAGCUAUGAUCGAGAUGUGUUGCGCGUGCAGCGUCUAGACGACAAGCUGCGCCUCGGCCGGCUGCUCCGGGAAAUCCAGAGGGGAGGAGAUGACUUGCGAGAGGAGCUCAAUGGCCUGUUAAUGAGCGAAAGUGGAGACCUCACAAGCGAUGACUACAGCGAUCUCCGAGAUCUGCGGCUGAGGGCCACCGCACGCCUCCUCUGGGCCUCGAAGCGUAAGAGGCUCGAGGACAAGGUCCGCAGGCUAGACAUGCUGCGCAUGCGCUUCCUAGUGGCCUACAUGGGCCUCAUAUCAUCCGGCCGCGUGAGGAAGACUGAGAAGAGCUCAUCAUCAUAUACGAGCCAGAGUGCUGCCCGGCCCCCUCCACCGCCGCCUCUGCCACCGUUGCCCCUGGGCGUCAGUACGGGUCUGCACAAGAAGAAGUCACGGCGCCGGCUGAGCCGAGCGGCAGCCCUGGGACGCGGAGACAACAGCAUCGAUGGGAGUAAGAAGCAAGGCUGGGCAGGCGUCAUCCGGGAACUACAGCUGUCACCACUGCUUCAGAAACGCAACGCCCGCGAGCGCCACGGCUACUCCAACAUCGGGAAGGUCAUGUCGCCCAUCAAGUCGCAGUUCACAAUGGUGGCAGAACCUCCGUCGCCGCCGGAUUCAACAAAGUCUGACAAUUGUCAGUGCGACCUCCAGAAGGAGAAGUUCCCCGAUUUCAACGAGUCGGUCGGUGUUGCGAUGUGA